CACAACGAAAGCAACUACCACAAAAACAAUACCACAAAAACCACCACCAGAACCAGUACCAGACCCAGAACCACCCCAUCCAAGAAUCAUGACAUCCCCCCAAGAAAAAGAAGAGAAAACCCUCUUCAUCCUAGGCGGAAGCGGCUACAUCGGCACGCAAAUCCUCGCCCAAGCACAACUCCCACCAUUCAACUACGCCCACAUCCGGGCCCUCUCCCGCACCCCAGAAACCGACACGCACCUGCUCUCCCACGGCGCAACCCCAAUCCGGGGCGACCUCACGUCGCUGGACACAAUAACCACCGAAGCCCGCGGCGCCGACGCCGUCAUCAUGCUCGCAACAGCGUACAUCUUCGGCGUGACGCCCUCCUACGACGACGUAAUGUCCACAGACCAAUCCGCGCUCUCAGCCAUCGGCGCCGCGCUCUCCGGCACAGCCAAACCCCUCGCCAUCGCCUCAGGCACGCUCCUCGCUGCCCCCAGCCCCACUGGCGAAGAGACAACGGAGGAGAGUCCCCUGGACCCGUCCCCCAUUAACACGCGCGGCAAGACGGAUGCGUUUGCACUUGCUCUUGGACAGAAACUCAAAUUCCCGGUGGUCAGUAUCCGGCUUGCGCCGUAUGUCUAUGGACGGGGCGGGAGCGGGAUCGGACUGUUUAUGGCUCAAGCGGAGAAGGAAGGGCGGGUUGUCACGGUGAACGGGGGCGGGAAUCGGACGACGGUUGUGCAUGUUGAUGAUGCUGCUCACUUAUUUCUUCUCGCUGUCGAGAGACAUAGGAAGGAGGGGGGAGGAGGAGGGGAGGUGUAUAAUGCUAGUGCGGACACCACUGUGACCGCGGGGCAGAUCUUCGGGGCUGUCGCGGGUGUGCUGCGCGUGCCGGUUGCGGAUGUCUCUGGUGCGGAGGCGCGCGCCGCCGGGAUGGACGAGACGGUGCUGCGGUUCCUUACGGCUGAGAACCGCGCGUCCGGCGACAAGGCGCGCCGCGUGCUGGGGUGGAGGCCUUCUGGGCCGGGCAUCCUGCGGGAUAUCUCCCAGGGGUCGUACUGUCGGGGUGGGACCGGGUGGAGGGGCGAGAAUUAG
Molecule: messenger RNA, 1081 nt
Organism: Aspergillus homomorphus CBS 101889
Lineage: Eukaryota; Fungi; Ascomycota; Eurotiomycetes; Eurotiales; Aspergillaceae
Product: oxidoreductase domain-containing protein
Exons: 1
Coding region: 89-1081 (330 amino acids)
Source: RefSeq, a predicted model, not a curated record